GUCGUGGAGCGGCGAGGCCUCGGGUGAGCGCGGGGGCCUCCGCCUGAAGGUCGCCUGGCAGCCAGGCACCGUCUCCGAGGAGUGGCCCGCGCCACAGGCCGCGGGGCUGGAGGAGGACGUGCGGGCCGAGCUGCUGUACGAGGCUCAGGACAUGCCGCGGCACCACGGCGGGCUCCCCACCGAGCCUGCGCUGGACGGGCUCGGCAGCUUCCUGGCCGACCUGGUCGCCCGGGUGGACAGCCUGGAGCGGAGCAACCUGGGCCUGGCCGGCCUCGUGGAGGCCCUGAUCGAGCAGGUGAAGGCGCAGGUGCCUGGGCCACCGGGGCCUGCGGGGCCGCCCGGCGCCCAGGGCCCUCCUGGGCCUAAGGGCUUGCAGGGCCCGCCCGGACCCCCAGGGCUGCAGGGGCCCGAGGGCAAGCGCGGGCCGCAGGGCCGUGAGGGGCCCGAGGGCCCCCCCGGCGAGCCGGGCAGGCAGGGCCCCGAAGGCCCUGCAGGGCCGCAGGGCUCCGACGGAGUGCGCGGGGCGCGCGGCGAGCACGGCCCACCGGGGCCGCCCGGGGUGCCCGGGCCGCCAGGGCCAACAGGCGCCACUGGGCCGCGAGGCGAGCCGGGGGCAGAGGGGCGGCCGGGAGAGGCUGGCCCUCGCGGCCCGCCCGGGCCCGAGGGCGCGCGCGGGCCGCAGGGGGCCCCCGGCGUGCCCGGCCCCGCCGGGGUGCAGGGGCCGCGCGGGCCGCAGGGCGAGGCGGGGCCCGCAGGCGACCCUGGCGAGCUGGGGCUGCCGGGGCCUCGCGGGCAGCCGGGGCUGCAGGGCCCCAGGGGCGAGAGGGGCCCGGUCGGCGGCAGGGGCUCGCCCGGGGUCCAGGGCCCGGCGGGCGGCCACGGGGCCCACGGCUCUUCUGGACCGCCAGGAGACCGGGGGCCGCAGGGGCCGAGCGGGCCCAGCUGGGUGCAGGUGCGGCUGCCACCACAGAGCGGCGCCGACGGCCCGGCGCCCGCGCAGCUGCUGGACGGCCUCCGCGGUGCGCUCGCGGGCCGCGCGGCUGGCGGUGGGCCGGUAGAGGUGCCGCCGCCAGCUGACGGGCCCGCUGAUCCGCAGUGGCCAGUUGCCAGCUGA
Messenger RNA from Prorocentrum cordatum, 1114 nucleotides. Lineage: Eukaryota; Dinophyceae; Prorocentrales; Prorocentraceae. The record is from the annotation of a GenBank genome assembly.